AUGGAUGAGGAUCAUAACGGACCAGUCGAUCCCUCCUCUGCCCGCUCUCUGAAAACCCGAUACGAGCAAGUCGAAGUGCAGCGCAAUCUUAAUAGGAUUUGCAUCUGCGGCCCAUUCGACAUGCCCGCAAAGAGUCGACAGGGAGCAUAG
Fomitiporia mediterranea MF3/22 is the source of this 150-nucleotide messenger RNA. RefSeq lists its product as uncharacterized. NCBI's taxonomy places the organism in Eukaryota, Fungi, Basidiomycota, Agaricomycetes, Hymenochaetales, Hymenochaetaceae. The transcript has 2 exons. Bases 1 to 150 code for a protein of 49 amino acids. The record is from RefSeq and is a predicted model, not a curated record.